This is a messenger RNA of Ahaetulla prasina, 9832 nucleotides long. Its product is annotated as probable cation-transporting ATPase 13A4. Gene Ontology annotation, biological process: intracellular calcium ion homeostasis; polyamine transmembrane transport. Gene Ontology annotation, cellular component: late endosome membrane. The coding region runs from base 232 to 6954 and encodes 2240 amino acids. The record is from RefSeq and is a predicted model, not a curated record. The transcript has 57 exons. NCBI's taxonomy places the organism in Eukaryota, Metazoa, Chordata, Lepidosauria, Squamata, Colubridae. Gene Ontology annotation, molecular function: polyamine transmembrane transporter activity; ATP binding; P-type ion transporter activity.
AGGGGCUUCCGGAGGGCCCUAUGUCUGGCUGGCUACAUCCUGUCCUGCGGGGGCCUCCUGCUUCUCUUCCACUGGAAACCCGAGUGGGACGUCCGGGCCAACUGCCAGCCCUGCAGCUUGGAAGAGGCCGACGUGGUGCUGCUCAGGACCACGGAUGAAUUUCAGAUCUGCACCUGGAAAAAGGUGACCUGGAUCUCUCUGCCCGCCCACUUGAAGCCCAGCUCUCUUGCCAUGGACGACCAGGAGUCGCUCCUCAACAGGGUCACCGAGAAACCCGGGUUCAAGGUGCGAUCCCUCCAGGUGCAGAAGAUCCGGUAUGCCUGGGACUUCUCUGCUCGAGAGUUUCGGAAAGUCGGAGCCCUGGAGGACCAUUACAGCUCCCUGGAGAUCCAUGCCAAGUUUGGGGCAGGGCUGACAAGCCCCCAGCAGGAGCUCAGGAGAGAAAUCUGUGGCCCCAAUGCCAUUGACAUCGAAGUCACGCCGAUCUGGAAGCUGCUGGUCAAGGAGGUGCUGCACCCAUUUUAUAUCUUCCAAGCCUUCAGUGUCUGCUUGUGGUUUGCAGAGAACUACAUUGAAUAUGCUGUGGCCAUAAUCAUCAUGUCCUUCCUUUCCAUUUCACUUACUGUGUAUGACCUCAGAAAGCAAUCUGUGAAGUUGCACCAGCUGGUGGAAUCCCAUAAUCGUGUCCUGGUCAAGGUGUUCAGGAAACAGACAGGCAUCCAGGAGGUGGAAUCCCGCCAUCUGGUGCCCGGAGACACCCUGAUCCUGGAUGAGGGCAGAAGCCUGCUGCCCUGCGAUGCCGUCCUGCUCAGCGGCCAGUGCAUCGUGAAUGAAGGCAUGCUGACAGGGGAAAGCCUUCCCGUCACCAAGACCAGCCUGCCCCGUGACUGUAAGAGCAGCCAGCCGUGGCAUCUCAGCUCCUCCGAGGAUAGCAAGAGGCACCUUCUGUUCUGUGGGACAGACGUUAUCCAGGCCAGGGAAGGUGAUGGAGGACCGGCAAGGGCCGUCGUGCUGCGGACUGGUUUCAACACAGCCAAGGGAGACCUGGUGAGAUCCAUCCUGUAUCCCAAGCCGAUGAACUUCCGCCUCUAUAGGGAUGCCAUGCAGUUUCUCCUGUGCCUCGUGGUGGUGGCUGGCAUCGGGAUGGUCUACGCAAUCUGUGUCUUUGUAAUCAACGGGCAAGAGGCAGGAGAAGUGGUGAAGAAAGCCCUGGACGUCAUCACCAUCGCAGUGCCUCCAGCUCUGCCCGCUGCACUGACCACAGGGAUCAUCUACACCCAGAGGAGGUUGAAGAAAAAGGGGAUUUUCUGCAUCAGCCCCCAGAGGAUCAAUGUAUGUGGCCAGCUGAACCUCAUCUGCUUCGACAAGACGGGCACCCUCACCGAAGACGGGCUGGACCUGUGGGGCAUCAUCCUGGCUGAAGAAAAGAGCUUCCAGGAGGUCCAUCGCUUCUCUUCUGGCCACCCACUGCCCUGGGGCCCCGCAUAUGCAGCCAUGGCCUGCUGCCAUUCCUUGAUGGUCCUGGACGGGAAGAUUCAGGGGGAUCCGCUGGACCUCAAGAUGUUUGAGGCAACUCACUGGGAACUUGUGGACUCCAUUGGUUGUGAAGGAGGACCGGCAAAUGUCCUGAUGGUCAGCCCAGGACCCGAAGCUGCGGAGGUGCCUGUGAAGGGCCUGGCUGUCCUCCGGCAGUUUCCCUUCUCUUCAGCCCUGCAACGGAUGACGGUGGUGGCCCAGGAGGUCCCUGGGGACGGGCAGGUCUUCAUGAAGGGCGCCCCAGAGAUGGUGGCCAGUUUCUGCCAGCCAGAGACAGUGCCUGCCAGUUUUGCCCGCGAACUUCAGAACUGCACUUCCCAGGGCUUCCGAGUCAUUGCGCUGGCACACAAAUGGCUGCAGGAAGGACGACCGGCUGCCUCCCUGACCAGGGAGGAGCUGGAGUCCGGCCUGACCUUCCUGGGCCUGCUGGUCAUGGAGAACCGCCUGAAGAGCGAGACCCGGCCGGUCCUGCAGGAGCUCAGCCAGGCCCGCCUCCGCAGCGUGAUGGUCACAGGUGACAACCUUCAGACCGCGAUCACCGUGGCCAGAAAUGCGGGCAUGAUCCCCCAGGGCAGCCGGGUGAUUCUGGUGGAAGCCCAGGCCCAGCUAGGCCAGCCCUCGGCCUCCGUCAGCUGGGAAGAGCUGGAGGAGCUCAGCCAGGAAGGUGGCAGCAGACCAGAGGGGGCCGUUGUGGAGCCUAAGGGAGACCCUCCGCCCACCUGGGACCGUGGCUUCCACUUCUGCCUGAGCGGGGGCUCCUACGAGGUCUUCAGCCAGCACUUUGGGCACCUCCUCCCGCAGCUGCUGCUGAAUGGGACGGUCUUCGCCAGGAUGUCUCCUGCUCAGAAGGCCCACCUGGUGCAACAGUUCCAGCAGCUUGACUACUACGUGGGCAUGUGCGGAGACGGGGCCAAUGACUGUGGGGCCCUGAAGGAAGCCCACGCCGGGAUCUCCCUCUCCGAGCAGGAUGCCUCGGUGGCUUCCCCCUUCACCUCCAAGGUGCCCACCAUAGAGUGUGUGCCGGAGCUGAUCAGGCACGGCCGGGCCGCCCUGGUCACCUCCUUCUGCAUGUUCAAGUACAUGGCCCUCUUCAGCCUGGCCAGCUACAUCGGCGUCCUCCUGCUCUACUGGCAACUCAACUCCUUUGGGAAUUACCAGUUCCUCUUCCAAGAUCUGGCCAUCACCACCGUCAUUGGGAUGACAAUGAGCCUGAACGGGCCCCACCCUGGCCUGGCGCCCUAUCGGCCCCCCACGCAGCUGAUUGCCCCCCCGCUGCUGCUCUCCGUGGUGCUGAACCUGCUCUUCAGCCUGGCGGUGCAGCUGUGCGGCUUCCUUCUGGUGCAGCAGCAACUCUGGUACUCCCCCAGCGACAUCCACAGCGCCUGCUCCCCCAAGAAUGCCACUCACGGCCACAGCCCCGGCCCCCGAGCUCCCCUGCCCAGGAAGGGCUUCCAGAGCUACGAGAACACCAGCGUGUGGCUUCUCUGCACCCUCAACUGCCUGAUGGUGGCCGUGGUCUUCUCCAAGGGGAGGCCCUUCCGGGAGCCCCUCUACAAAAACUACAUCUUCGUUGCUGUCCUGAUGGUGCAGCUGGCCGCCUGCCUCUUCUUCCUCUUUGCCAAUAUAGACGGACUCUACGCCCAGAUGGAUCUGGUGUGCACCCCCACCCUCUGGAGGGUCUGGCUCCUUGGGCUGCUGCUGGUCGCCUUCAUCGCCUCCCUCGCUCUGGAGGAGAUCUUGGGCUACAAGACCAGGGGCUUCCGGAGGGCCCUGUGCCUGGCUGGCUACAUCCUGUCCUGCGGGGGCCUCCUGCUUCUCUUCCACUGGAAACCCGAGUGGGACGUCCGGGCCAACUGCCAGCCCUGCAGCUUGGAAGAGGCCGACGUGGUGCUGCUCAGGACCACGGAUGAGAGUAAGCGGUACACUCGGAAGCAGGUGAUCGGCCUUGACUUCCAGGCUCUCUUGGGCACCAAAAAGUCGGACCAGAGCUUCAGCCAAGAAAAGCAUUCAGUCCUAUGGAAAGCCAUCAAGAGGCCUGAUGUGAAAGGGAGAUAUAUCCAGGUACAAAAAAUACGCUAUCUCUGGGAUUUUUCUGAGAAACACUUUGCCCGAGUUGGGGCACUCCAGGACAGCAACACCUGCUACCAAAUACAUCACCAAUUUGGAGAAGGGCUGGAGCGGAGGGAAAAGGCGCUCAGGAGCUCCAUCUGUGGCCCCAACGCCAUCGAGAUCGAAAUCCGCCCCGUCUGGAAGCUGCUCUUCAAAGAGAUCCUGAACCCCUUCUACGUCUUCCAAUCCUUCACCCUGAUCCUCUGGUACACCCAAGGCUACGUCGAGUAUUCCUCGGCCAUCGUCAUCCUCUCCGUCAUCUCCAUCGCCCUCACCAUCUACGACCUCCGGCAGCAAUCCAUCAAGCUGCACAAUCUGGUGAAGGCGCACAACCAGGUGCAAGUCACUGUCUGGACGAAAGGCGAAGGGAGUUCCACCAUGGAGUCCCGUCACUUAGUACCCGGGGACCUCCUUCUCCUGGAAGGCCAGCGCUUCUCCCUGCCCUGUGACGCCAUCCUGCUGGAAGGAAGCUGCGUGGUCAAUGAGGGGAUGCUCACAGGUGAGAGCGUUCCGGUCUCCAAGACCCCCCUGCCUCACUCUGACAACACCCUGCCCUGGAAGGUGUACGGGAUGGGCGAUUAUCGGCGACACGUCCUCUUCUGUGGCACGGAGGUGAUCCAGACCAGGCGGGCAGGCCCAGGGCCGGUCCGGGCGGUUGUUCUGCAAACAGGCUUCAACACCGCCAAGGGAGACCUGGUGAGGUCCAUCCUUUACCCGAAGCCCCUGAACUUCCGGCUCUACCAACAAGCCUUCCAGUUCAUCGUGGGCCUGGCUGGGAUUGGCAUCCUGGGGAUGAUCUAUACCAUCUGCUUGUAUGUGAUCCUGAAGCAACCAGCGUCGGACACGGUGGCCAUGGCGCUCCUGCUGCUGACUGUCCCGGUGCCCCCAGUCAUCCCAGCAGCCUUGACCACCAGCAUCGUCUACGCCCAGCGGAGGCUGACCAGGAAGAAAAUCUUCUGCAUCAGUCCCCAGAGGAUCAACAUCUGCAGCCAGAUCAACCUGGUCUGCUUUGAUAAGACAGGCACUCUGACCGAAGACGGGCUGGACCUCUGGGGCGCUCUUCCUUGCCAAAACCAGAGUUUCCAGAGCGUGCACAGCUUCUCAGGGGCUCCGUUGCCCUGGGGGCCACUCUGCAGAGCCAUGGCCGCGUGCCAUUCCCUUUUGCUGCUGGAUGGGAAGAUCCAGGGAGACCCACUGGACCUGAAGAUGUUCGAGGGCACAAACUGGGAAAUGGAAGAGCAUCGGCCGGACGAGAGCAGAGGCAGCCUCCCCGAGUCCUGCCUCCUUGUAAAGCCGGGCCCUGCUGCUUCCCAAGCCCCCAUGGAAGGGAUCCUUGUCCUGCAUCAGUUUCCCUUUUCCUCCUCCUUGCUGAGGAUGUUGGUCAUCACGCAGGAACUUGGGAAGAGCGGCUUUGAGCUCUACAUGAAGGGAGCCCCCGAGACGGUGGCCAGAUUUUGUGAAGAGAUGACCGUUCCAACCAUCUUCCAAGCUGAGCUGAAGCACUUCACGGCUCAGGGCUUCCGAGUCAUCGGCCUGGCCCACAAGAAGCUUGAGCUUCCCCAAGGAGUGAUCUUCAGUGACCUGGAGAGGGAGGAGCUGGAGUCCGGCCUGACCUUCCUGGGCCUGCUGGUCAUGGAGAACCGCCUGAAGAGCGAGACCCGGCCGGUCCUGCAGGAGCUCAGCCAGGCCCGCAUCCGGAGCGUGAUGGUCACAGGUGACAACCUCCAGACGGCCAUCACCGUGGCCAAGAGCUCUGGGAUGCUUCCCAGCACCAGCCAGGUGGUCCUGGUGGAUGCCCAGGAACCAGAGGAUUCCUGCCCAGCAUCUGUGACUUGGCAGCUGGUGGAGGAGAAGGAGGCACCCUUAAUCAUGGGCAAAGAAAAGGACCCCCGUAUCACACUAGAGGACCCCAGUGCAAAAGAGAGGGACAAUUUCCACUUUGUCUUGAGUGGGGCGUCUUACCAGGUGCUGUCCAAGCACUUCAGCAGCCUGCUGCCCAAGGUGCUUCUGAAUGGAACAGUCUUUGCCCGCAUGUCUCCAUCGCAGAAGUCCAGCCUCGUGGAAGAGUUUCAGAAACUCGAUUACUACGUUGGCAUGUGUGGGGACGGAGCCAACGACUGUGGGGCCCUGAAAAUGGCCCAUGCCGGGAUCUCUCUCUCGGAGCAGGAGGCCUCAGUGGCUUCCCCCUUCACCUCCCAAAUCCCCAACAUCGAGUGUGUGCCAGCCCUGAUAAGGGAGGGUCGGGCUUCUCUAGUGGCCUCCUUUGCCGUGUUUAAAUAUCUGACUCUCUACGGCUUGGUCCAGUUCAUCGCUACGGUCCUGCUUUACUUGCAAUUGCAGAUCCUGGGGAAUUACCAGUUCCUGAUCCAAGAUGUUUGCAUCACUCUUGUGGUUUGCCUCACAAUGAACCUGACCCACGCCUACCCCAAACUGGCCCCCUACCGCCCCCCCGGACGGCUGCUCUCUCCGCCACUGCUGCUCUCCGUCCUCUUCAACGUGGCCCUGAGCAUCCUGCUCCAGCUCUUCGGCUUCCUCUAUGUGAAGCAGCAGGCUUGGUACUUGCAGCUGCGGGGCCACUGUGGGUGCCCUUUGGGAAACCAGACCACCUGCCCAGGCAACGGGACGGCCAAUGCCACAGCGCAGGAGCAACGCGUUUUGAGCUAUGAGACCACCACGCUGUGGCCCCUGGUGACCCUCAGCUGCAUCGCCUUCGCCUUUGUCUUCUCCAAGGGGAGACCCUUCCGGAAGCCCAUCUACACCAACUAUAUCUUCUCUGGCAUGCUGUGUCUCCAGCUGGGCGUCUCCCUGUUCCUCUUCUUUGCUGACCUUGAGGGGGUCUACCAGAGGAUGGAGCUUCUCUGCACCCCAACCAUCUGGAGGGUCUACGUUCUGAUUAUGCUGCUGGUGUUCUUUCUGGUCUCCUCCUUGGUGGAGGACGGCGUCCUGCAGAACCGGCGCCUCUGGCUGCUGAUCAAAGCGCUCUGCCGCUUCCGCUCGUCCAGCCGGUACCGGGUGUUGCAGCGGCAGCUGGAGAGGGACGCGAUGUGGCCGCCCCUCUACGGGCGAGACUUGGCGAACGACGGCAGCAGCAGCAGCCAGGCCUACUUCAACGCGGCCUUCGAGCGGGAGGAGCCCGCGGGCCGCCCGGGAAGCCGCACCGGGGCAGCCAGCCGCGGCUCUGUGCAGCCAGAGGGGAGCAGCCGCGUGGAUUUUCCCGCCGAGCCCCGCAAGGGGGAUCCGGACACGCAGGAGACCCGUCGCUGGCACCGCUGCUCGGAAGGGACUUUUCCCCGCGCGGCUGCGCCCUAGUCAGGGAGGAAGCUGGCCGAAGGGGAACGGAGAGGGCGAAGACACGCGGGGCUUCUGAACAGGCUGUCUCGGUCCCCGGUGCUCAAUAAAGUGAAGUCUGCAGGGUCCAAUCUGGGCAGGGCUCAGAGCUCGGAAGAACCCCCCUCUGGUCCCGGUGACCGACUCAGCUUGGAUCCUCCUGGGACGCCUCUAUUUGCUUUCUUUCGCGAAAGUUCAGCCUUCUCCCCCGCCCCCCUGUGGGAACAUCCAAGGCUUUGCUUGCGCGCUCUCGGUGGGCAACCGAGACGGGGGCGGGCAGGGUGCAGCAGACGGGGACGCAGAAGUCAAGAGAGCAUCUCCCGGGCGACAGCAAACCAACCGGGGGAAGAUUCAAGAGCUGCAGCCACAAUUAAUUUAAAAAUAAUUCGGUUUAUUGGAAAUGGCCGGAGGGAGGAGGUGGACUCCGGGGCAUGGAGGGCAGACCCUCCGGAGAAGGAAGGUUCGGCUCUUAGUCGCGUUCAAAGGCCGGGUUAGAGAGGGAGCCGAGGUUGCGAUGAGCCGCUGAGUUCCGGGACCGGCGCGGUGCGCUUCGUUUCCUGCCAAAACAAGACCGGCCUUAGAACGCAGAAGGGGCGAGAGGGGCCCAGAGAAGCAGGGUUGUCCCAAUGGUGUGUGUGUGUGUGUGUCGGGUGGCGGUGCUUUAAGGUGCCAGCUCUGAGAAUCAGGAAAGGGGGGGGUCUCUUCUGCCCUUCUUUGCUUUAGGGGCUCUUUGGAGGGCCCAGUGAAAAAUGCUGUUGCCCGACGGAGGCUAACUUUUGGGUAAUGCAUCCUGGGGCUGCUCUGGGUGGGGGCAGCAGCUGCGAGCAGCCAACCGCCAAUGCACUAACCCCCCUCCCCAGCUAUGCAGAGGUUGGCCUUAGUUGUGGAGGUCGUCCUAUCCUUUGAGGGAGGAUUUGCUGACCCCACAUCACCUCCCGUUGCUCUUCAUCUUCUGUCUCACUGCUGGAUGCAGCGCCCACCCAAGAAAAAGGCCCCAUCCUUCGGAAAGAACCCGGCCCCCUUGUUUCCCCUCCUCCCCCCGCUCGCGCAAGCGUCCGCAGAGAGCUUCUCCGCCAAGGCGGCCCGCGCUGACCGGCGUGCUGUCCCGGAGAGACUCACCUGCGCGCGAACGAGCAGACCAACACGGAGACGACCACGGCCAGCAGGACAGCGCCGGCCGCCACGCCCAGCGCGAUGUAGAGGGGGAGCCACCAAUUGUCUGGGGAAGAGAGAGGGGGGCGGUCAGCGGAGCUCGGGGCCGUGGCUUUGCGCUCCACGCGCGUGCCUUAGUUGGGGCAGCAAUCAGCCUUUCUAAUCAAGGAGAAUCUUCGUAGUUUAGGGUUGAAAUGAGGGCUCCUUGGUGGUCUUGGUGCUUGGAGGUUUUUUUGCAGACAUUUCAUGAUCCAACUAGGUAACAUCAUUGAUGCUAUUAAGGAAUUAAGCAAAUCCCAUGAAGCAAACCCCACUCCUUCCUAGAACUGAUGAAGUUACCUAGUUGGGUCAGCAAGAAAACAGCCAAGGACCCCUAAUCAGCCAACUUCGGAAAAGGGCUACUGCCUCCUGAUGGGCCCCCAGGAAAUCUGAGGGCAGCCUGGGUAGUUGGGGAAAAUGUCUGCAAGAAGGAGGCACAACACUUUUCUGUGCUUCAACCAGCUGUGUCCUUUCUUCACUUCUCACCACAGGCUUAAGCAGUGGGGGCAUCUGGACAAAAUGCUAAAGCUGGCCAGGGUUUUGAUGGACGGUGGAGGAGCAGCUCAGUCCAGUACCUGAACUUGGCCUGUCUGGUUUUGCUUCAGUGUGAAGCGUGACACCCUCUCCCCUCCCCCCCAAGGUGGGUUAAUUCAGGAUGUGGCCGGAAUGCAGCCUAAUUGGUCUAGGGUCUUCUGCUUGAGUAGGGGGUUGGGCUAGAAGACCUCCAAGGUCCCUUCCAACUGGGUUGUUCUGACCACCUGAAGCCAGGCAGGAAAUGCCCCAGGAUCAGUUGGGGGCCUUUGCAGGGCUGGCCAUCCUGAGAUGCCAAAAAGGAGAUGGGCUCCCACUGUAGAUGGCACCACCAGAUCAGCUGCUGGCAGAGAAGGUCCUGGGGAUGCUGACCAUCUCUGUGCCCAGGCCCCAAGCCAGGCCAUGUCAAAUGGUAGAUCCCACCCUGACCGGCUGUAAUCUGAGGUCCAAUGUCUGAAUUUUCUCACGUAAAGGAUGCUGCCCUUCAAUGGUUAGAUGGCCGGGAUAUUGGUAUUUGGACAUAGAUCUGUUUAAUAUUCAUAGUUUACUGUGUUUUCAUUUAGGUGAAAUGCUAAUAGAGGUUGUCCUCGACUUAUGGCUACAACUGAGCCCAGAAUUUCUGUGGCUAAGUAAACAUUUAAGGGAGUUUUGCCCCAUUUUACAACUUUCCGUGCCACAGCUGUUAAAUGAAUCACUGCAUGUGUUAGUGACAUGGUCAUUAAGUGAAGCUGGCUUCCCUAAUAGACUUUGCAUGUCAGAAGUUCGCAAAAGCAGAUCACGGGACCCUGGCAUGCUGCGACCGUCAUAAAUGUGAACUGGUUGCCAAGCGUCUUGAGUUUUGCUCACGUGACCAUGGGGAUGCGGCCACAGUUGUAAGGGUGAAAAAUGGCCAUAAGUCACUUUUCCCAGGGCCAUUCUGACUUCGAAGGAUCACUAAAUGAACUUUUGUGAGUUGAGGACUAACUGUAUAUAUUGCAAUCCCAUAUAUGAUAUGCCACACGCUAAAUAAAUAAACGCCCCAAGCAGCACCCAUCGCUUCUCUUUGGGGGCUCCGAGAGAACGGCCCAGCACCAGGCAGGACUGCUUGGAAAUAUAUUAUUAAUAAUUAAUAUUGAAAAUAAAGAUGUAUAUAAUCAUA